Messenger RNA from Drosophila takahashii, 1381 nucleotides. RefSeq names its product ladybird late (gene lbl). Lineage: Eukaryota; Metazoa; Arthropoda; Insecta; Diptera; Drosophilidae. The record is from RefSeq and is a predicted model, not a curated record. Gene Ontology annotation, molecular function: DNA-binding transcription factor activity, RNA polymerase II-specific; sequence-specific double-stranded DNA binding. Gene Ontology annotation, biological process: regulation of transcription by RNA polymerase II. Gene Ontology annotation, cellular component: nucleus.
GUUGCACGUUGUGCCGACGUUUUUCGUGUGACAGCCGCGCGUUUUUGCCGACGCGUUUUUAGCCGCGAGUUUAGUACGCCAUACUGCAAUAGAUAUAGCCAGGAUAUGCUAAGUGGCCAAGGGAGAACCACCUGAAGAUGCCGCAAAGAACUCCCAGUCCCGCUAAUUCCGAGAUUUCGGUGGGUUCGCCCAGUCCGCCGCCCAUGAGAUCCUUGAACAUGAAGCGUUUGCGGCUUUUGAGGAGUCCUGUGAACCUAGCAGAUGGCCGUCAAAGAUCGUCGCCCGUCAGGAUCAAAAGCUUUUCCAUAGCCGAUAUCCUGGGACGUGGAAACGAAGAGGGUGGUGAGGAGAAGAAACCGGAGAGGAGUGCGGUACCCAGUGUUCCCGUACCAGGAGUUUCUGCCCCUCUCGUUCUGAUAAACGAAAGAUUGCAGAUGCCCCUGGUGCAGAUGCAGAAUUGUCCACCUCCACCGCCGGCUGCACUGCAUCCGUUUCUGUCGCCCGCCCUGCUCCACAGCUACGAGCAGCGACUGGCCUGGGACUAUCAGCGCCAACUGCAGGAGCACUUCCAGGCCCAGGCGCACCUCCUCCGCCACAUGACCUUGAAUCCCGCCAUCAUCGCCUCCGAGGACGGCAGCUCCGAGCGUUCCCAGCGAUCCAGCAGCAGCAAUGGCAGCACCGACUGCUGCACUCCCAGGCAGGCGGAAAAGCUGGAAAAGCUAAACACCCCAGAGGGCGGCGAAGGAGCAGCGAAAAAGUCGGAGGCGGAACAGCCAACGGGGGCGAGAAAAUCAAAUGGGGACACUCCUCUGGACGCCCUCUUCCAGCUGUCCACCAAAAACUUUGACGAGGAACAAGAUCCCGCCACGUUGAACAUAUUUGCCACGCGAUCGAAUCCAAAGAAGAAGCGCAAGUCCCGCACCGCCUUCUCCAAUCAGCAGAUCUUCGAGCUGGAGAAGCGCUUCCUGUACCAAAAAUAUCUAUCGCCAGCGGAUCGCGAUGAAAUCGCCGGCGGCUUGGGCCUCUCCAAUGCACAGGUCAUCACAUGGUUCCAAAAUCGAAGGGCCAAACUCAAGCGGGACAUGGAGGAGCUGAAGAAGGACGUGCAAUGCGAGAAAUUACCCGACCAGUCAGCAGAACCCAAUCGCUCGCACCACCAUCAUCAUCAUCAGCCUCAGCAUCACCACCCCCACAUGCAGAGCUUCGGAGCGGAUAAGGAUAAGGAUCGGGAGAAGGACAAGGACAAGGAUAAGGAGGAGCUGCGGAUGCUGAAGCUAAUGACCCUGAUGCGGUAUUCGGAUGGCAAGUUGCUAUAUACGCAACCACCGCCAACCUAUUUGCCUCCUCUCCAAAGGCAAAACAGUGAUUAGAAUAAUUUGUA